ACUAGCGGAAAACACAGAGCUGAGUGCAAAAGGCUAUCUGACUGCAUCCAAAUGAGAUUGAUUUCCAUGCCAGAUCCAUUUGUUAAACCUGUGUGCUGACAAAUAGCCCUUUCAAUAACUGGAACUGCAGAGAUUGCAUUUUAACUGCUGUUUGAGCUUUUGGAAAUACAGGGAUCUAAAGGUAACGAACAGAUGCUUGCUCAUGCACAGAGUAAAACCAAUGGUCAGUCACUGAAUUUUCAGAAGUUAAGAAUGGUCCACUCCCUUGAACACUGCCUGCCCGUCCUCCCUCAGCCAGCCAUCCUCCUUCCCUUAAACAGCCAAUAAGGAUGCUGUCUAUUCAUGAAUUGAUGUCGGAGCAGGCAUGUGUAGGCAGCCUGCCACAGGAGGAGGUGUGUCUCUUUGAGCCAAGAGUCUGUGCACAAACGAGAGUAUGCUCACACUAAGAGAGGAGGUGGUGGAGUAAAGAGUGUAUGGAGGCAUGCAAGUGAGAGCUGGGAGAGGGAGGGAAAGGAAAACCAGAUGCAUUUUACUGAGUUAAUUAGUGACUUAUAUACUCAUUAGAAAUACAAAAAACACUCAAAUUUGGGUAACAUAUGUGUGUAUGUGAGAGCAAGAGAGGGAGGGAUCUCUGAGGAUACACGGAUGAGAAAGAAGAGUGAGGGAGGCGAAGAAGAGGAGCCCGAGUGUGGAUUGCCCUGGGGGGAGAUCGCACACGCUACAGACAAGCGCACACACUCCGGUGGGCACUCAGCACCGUUUCCCUGACAACUAGGAUGGGCUGCAAUUUGUGCACCUUGCAGAAACGAGAGGAACACUACAAACUGCUCUACGAGAUUGCACAGGUGAAUGGGCGUGACUUCUCCAAGGUUGAACAUGAUGAAUCAGUGGUGGAGACCAUCAGGCGGGACCCCAUUGUUGUCCAGGUCCUCCGGCGAACCCCCACCAGAGCCACUAUUGUGCAAAGGAAUGGCGGCUCUUCACAGGAUGUCUGUGUGGUCGAUGUUUGCACACAAACAGACAUCACCUUCGAGCACAUCAUGGCGCUGGCCAAGCUCCAGCCAGCCACCCCGCCAGUGCCAGAGGUCUGUCCAUUCCUUCUCUCAGACAGCUGUCAAUCCAUCCACACCAUGGAACAUGAGUUUUUUGAAUGUCCAGAGUACCUGUCUAAUGGUCCAGCAGAGGUGGAGAGGACUGAGGAGUAUGAGUUUGAGGAAGUGGAGCUCUGUCGUGUGCACAGCCAGGACAAGCUCGGUCUGACACUGUGUUACCGGACCGACGAUGAGGAGGACACUGGCAUUUAUGUCAGCCUGGUGGAGCCGAACAGCAUAGCAGCAAGAGAUGGACGCAUCAAGGAAGGAGAUCGCAUUCUGCAGAUAAACGGCUUUGAAGUGCAAGACCGGGAGAAAGCUGUUGCUUUGUUGUCAAGCGAAGAAGCAAAGAGCAUCACACUUGUGGUGACAAGGCCAGAGAUCCAGCUAGAGGAGGAGGCUGUGUGGCUGGAUGAUGAGCAACAGCAACUUGUUGAGGAGUUGAAGAUGGAGAUUCUCGAGGAGAGGAGGAAGCAGAGAGAACAAAGCUUUGAGAUGGCAGAUAAGCUUCAAGGUGAUGAGGACAUGACAACAGACACAGCCACCUAUUCUUCCAACAAUCAAGACAGUGGGUUUGGGCGCAGCACAGACAGUCCUGAGGACCAGCCUUUAUUGGCAAGACUUUAUAGGAGGAGCCCAGCACACAGCCUAAGGGAUCGAUGGCAGUCACAAAACUCCCACAACAGGCGAGGGACUGCUGUGCCACAGGAAGCCCAGAGCACAAGAAUGCAUUCAACAAGCCAAGGCAAUGAAAGUGUAGUGAGUAUUCGCAAUGGUGGAUGUGGAGUCCGUGGUUUAGAGAAUUGCUUCCAGCAACUCUUGGAGCUUAAGUGCCAAAUCCGUAACGGAGGUGAAUGUGGGGUGUACUCCAUUCGACACAGUAUAGAAUGUAGUGUCACUGGGCAAGAUGGAGGGGAUGGAGAUAGUGAAUGUGAUGUUGGUGCAGGGGUUGGGGUAGAGCGAGAGUUAAAGAUGCUGAAUGAAGAGCUGCGUAGCAUUGAAUUAGAAUGCCAGAGCAUCAUGCAAGCCCACCAACUACGCCAGUCCCAACAGCUUGAGCAAUCACAGUCUGCACUAUGUUCACCAGGAAUGAACAUUAAAAAUGGACAAAAGCGGCAUGGGAGGCUGGCUGACAUUCACGAAUACCCAGAAAGGUCUGACAGCGAUAGAGUUCGUGAGAAGGACAGCUCCAGUGCCUACAACACAGCAGAAAGUGCUCGGUCAACUCCACUAGGCAUGGAGCGAUCCCCUGAUCAUUCCCUGCAGAGACAGAUCAGCAUCACCAACCAGAAAAACCUCAGACUGGCCUCUGCUGCACAGUCCUAUCCCAUUCCUAUCCCCAAUCCUGAAGGCACACAUAGACCUUGUAGGCCAGCAGAUCAAAGUCCAGUUAUCCCCAGCAGCCCUGACCAGAGCAAUCCUUCACGGUCUGAGUCGGACCCAGCAUUACCAGCGGAUGAUGAAAGAAGUGACAAAAAGGGAAGGAACAGGGACUCAAGGAGAGCUCUUCCCUAUGGUGCUUCAUAUCAGACAAGCACCUAUCAUGGCCAGGGAGGAUCCAAACAACUUCAGAGCUACAUGCAGCUGCUGCAGCAGCACUCAUCCCUAGAGUACUCGCAAAGCCAGCUGAGCCUCCUCAGUGUCUGUCGAGAUCCUAUGCUCCAUAGUGGCCGUGCAGGAGAACCUCGUUUGGAGUGGAAAGUCAAAGUUCGUGCAGAUGGAACGCGUUAUGUCGCACGGAGGCCUGUUCGUGACCGCAUUCUGAGGGAGCGGGCGCUUAGAAUCAGAGAAGAGAGGAGUGGAGGCAUGACCACAGAUGACGAUGCGAUGAGUGAGAUGAAGAUGGGCCGCUACUGGAGCAAGGAGGAGAGGAAACAGCAUUUGGCAAGGGCCAGGGAGCAAAGAAAGAGGAGGGAGUUCAUGCAGAAAAGCCGCAUUGAAUGCCUAAAGGAAGGACCGGUGAGCGGAGCUGAGGGCAGAAAGGAGAUCAACAUCUUGGAGCUCAGCCACAAAAAGAUGAUGAAAAAACGAAACAAAAAGAUUCUGGACAACUGGAUGACCAUCCAAGAGCUGAUGAGCCACGGGGCCAGGGUGCCGGAGGGGUCUAAAGUCCAUAAUGCCUUUCUUUCUGUCACCACUGUUUAAAAGACAUGUUUAAAUGCUUGAUACUGACAUUUUAUGUCAGGUAUAUCACUAUUUGGUUUUGAAAACUGUCACUCUGUGAAAGUACUGUAAAUCAAGAAAUGUCAUUAAUAUGAAAUUCUGUAGCAUUCUCGGAGCAGCUUUUACUAACCAUUGAAGAAUGUUCAGCAAUCAGUACAUGCCAGCCAUUAAAAUCAUGUCUGCAGAUGCUUUUAAACUGGACCAAUCUUUUUGUUGAUGAAGGGAUACCUAGUAGCAUGUUGGUUCAAUCAGAUUUAUAAAACAUGAAUGGACCAACAACUUUUUGUAUAUUCUGUAUUGUGUCUCCAUACCAGUGUGUCUGUUUCAUAGUAUAUGAAGCAAUUUUACUUGCCUCGUUCAAGUUGGCCUUUUAUAUGGGGAAGAUUGCAGUAUUUUUUACGCUUUGUAAUCUCAAAACGUUUUGUAAGGAUUUUUUUUUAUGCAGAAUGUCACUGUAUUGUAAACGACUAUUGUAAUUUCCUAUUUAUAUUUGUAUCACCAAACCCAUCACUGUCAAGGUGAGACUAUUUGAUUGUACUAUAGCUAGUGCUGUAUGCCAGAGCAACAAAACAGAACAUGAGAAAGCUCAGAAGAAAAACCCUGCUGGAGACAACACCUUUAUACUGCAUUUGUACCACAGUCAGAGUUGUCUCGUAAAAGUAUGGCAGCCAGUUUAUAGCAUUAAAAUGUCAAUAUGACAACUAAAAGAGACAUUUUAGACAUGAGUUUGGAGGGUUCUUUGAAGAAACAUUUACCUCAACCUACAGUUAAAACUGAAUUAUCAAGAAUUCAAUGUUUUGCGAAUGAAAUCAUUGACUGAUACUUUAAAGUAUGAAUCUGUGAGUUAUGUUAAAAUGUAAAUCGUUUUUUUAAUUUAUAUUGUUUACUGUUUUUAUUGUAAAUCAAGGUCACUGUCUCUGAUCCUCUAAAGUGGCUAUCCUGGGGAAAGCAACACUUUUUAAUGAGCUGGGAAAACUUUGUAUCAUAUUUUCAGUCUUUCAGCUCAAAACUGCUGUUUUUUACUGUAAGAGGCCUCAAAUUCAGUAACUGUUGAUAAUUAUGUUUGUAAAAUUGAAUAAAGAAAGCAACAGAGACGAUAAUGAUUAAUGUUUAUGUUUUUAUCCACGUUUAUGUAUAGCAUCUGGUGACUGACAUCAUACAGUUAAAGAUUUAGCUCAAAGCCUCAAAGAAACUAGCUAAUUAGCUCAUAUCUGUCCUCUGCUAACAUGUUGUUACAAAUAACGAGGUUGACUUUGUUUAGUUUGACAAGGCAGUGGUUUAUUUAUUCAAUAUACUUCAAUGAGCUGUUAUUUUGUGUACUAGCUUAUGACUAUGCUGCACUAGUUUGAUCUUUGCUCGCACUAGUUCAGUUUUCCUGCACUAAUUCAAAAAACUUACUAAUAACACUUGUUGAAACCUAGUGGCACUAUUGUCUUACUAGCAGGAGCAGAAGUUCCACUAGUAAGACAAAGUUCUGCACUAACACUAGUAGCACAAAAGUUCACACUAGUAAUCUUUUUGAUGCAUUAGUUGACAGCUACACUAAACUAGUUGACAGCUUUGUCAUACUGGUGAAGUAGUUGGCAUUAAAAACUCAAAACAUGUUGACUGGUCAACACAUUCUGCCCACUAAUUUCAUGGUAAACUUAAAAAAAUUAAAAUUUUGUCAAAUCGUAAAGCCUCACAUGUACAUUAUUUGAUUGUGCAACAAAAGAAAUUUCAACCGAAGUUCAGGUGGAGGUUGUUAUUGAUGCUCUUAUUCCAAACAGUUUUGUUACUCUAAUGUGCACAGGCUGACAUCACUAGUCCUUUCAUUUUCAACUGUCUCUCCAGCAUGCUACAUUUUAGCAAGACCUGCGCUGGAUGUGUAAAAGCAUAACAGUGGAUGCAGCUGAAAGUCUCACUUUUCUACCCAUAUUUGCAUGUUAGCGUUUAGCUACUCUUAAGUAAUUUAGCUGUCAAAACCUUAUUUUGACAAUAACGUCUGUCACCUCACUCAAACUUUAUAUGUCAGUCUACAGUUAGUAUUCUCACAAGAUGUAGUUUGGUGCUAAAAAAGUCACUCCAAAUGGUAUAAAUGUGUUCGUUUGAAGGAAAUUCUAAAUCCUAAUAAACAAUUUGUCAUUUCACUCAGACACACAAAAAAAAAUGAGCUGCAGCUGCUCUACUUAAACAUGCAAAUGUAAUGUUUACGAUAAUUGUUAUAGAUUUGAUUUAUUGACAUAACCAACAAUUUCAGCAGACAUUUUGUAUGGGCAGAGGACACAUAUAAAUUAAAAAAUGCCUUUUCUUUCCUGAAAAACCUUAUGCACAAAAACCUCAGUGAUCUGGCUGCUAACGCCAAUAGAGCUAUCUGCCAUCACUGUGAAAUUAACUAUGCAGUGUCUUCAUCCCUCAGCCUUGGAUUGUUCCUUGCCUUGCAGACAGACACUGUUUUUGGUUAGGAGAUUAUUAUAUUGUUAUUAUUCACCCCAUGCGUUAAAUUUGCUAAAAAAAAAGCUUUAAACCAGUGUCACUGGUUUAGAUUUAGACAUUUAUUAUUAAAUGUUAAUUUAAAGUGUCAUUGUCAUGCUCUUUAACUGUUAUCCUCCAUCUGAUUGCUUGUGCUCUGUUUUACCUGCAUAUUUUGUUGUUGCUGUGUUUUAUUUUAAUGUAAUGUAUAGUACGCACCAUGUUCAGGCUAAAAUAGGAUUCUCUCUCAUUGGGUUUUCCUCAGAUUAAAAAAUAAACUACAUUCAUGAAUUCAU
This is a messenger RNA of Girardinichthys multiradiatus, 6001 nucleotides long. RefSeq names its product PDZ domain containing ring finger 4 (gene pdzrn4). NCBI's taxonomy places the organism in Eukaryota, Metazoa, Chordata, Actinopteri, Cyprinodontiformes, Goodeidae. The transcript is spliced from 9 exons. The record is from RefSeq and is a predicted model, not a curated record. Bases 777 to 3236 code for a protein of 819 amino acids. Gene Ontology annotation, molecular function: protein binding.